Molecule: messenger RNA, 399 nt
Organism: Rasamsonia emersonii CBS 393.64
Lineage: Eukaryota; Fungi; Ascomycota; Eurotiomycetes; Eurotiales; Trichocomaceae
Exons: 1
Source: RefSeq, a predicted model, not a curated record
CUGUUGCGGGCAGACCAGAAUGAUCGCAUGCCAACGAGGGCGCCGAAAAGAAGAUCUUGCUCCGGAAGCGAUGAGGUAGAAUUGUGGCAAUUGAUUGAAGGCCCUGUCACAGAGAUGGGAGAGAGAAGUGACAUGACUGCGGGCAGAAAAGAAGUUGCUCCCGAAGCGAUGGUAGAGUUGCUGCUGUUGGCCGGAAACCUGUUAUCGAAACCCCAUUUUUCUUCCGUUGUACGCUGCAUGUCGACGAACUGGGUGCGGAUACAAGCCGUCCGCACAAGCGGCCCGAGUAAUGUCGUCCAUGUCGUAAUGUCGUUGUCGGUGUCGGCCGGAAUGCGACGCCCCCCCCUGGAGUGGAUAGUACCAAACCUCCGACAGGUGAAGACGAAGCCUUCUUCCUAG